CAGGAGAAAAAGAUCCUCGCUCAAAGUAAACGCAAGCAAGCAAGCGAAGGAGAGAAAAUGGAGGCGGAAAAGAUUCAAGAAUUGAAGGGUUUUGUGGAGUUCUGCAAACCAAACCCACAUGUGUUAAACACUCCAUCUCUUGCAUUUUUCAAGAAUUUUCUGCAAAGUUUGGGAGCUCGAAUUCCGGCGUUUGGAGGAUCGAGCAAAGACGGUGAGGACCAUGAGGAUAAAAAGCCAUUUGAUACUAGGAAGCGCGAUGUACCUAUGGAGGAUAUCUCAAAUGAUGACAUUGUUGAAUCUGACGUUGAGUUCGAUAAUUCAGACAUUGUGGAGCCGGACAAUGAUCCUCCACAGAAAAUGGGGGACCCUUCCGUUGAAGUAACUGAAGAAAAUCAAGAAGCUGCUCAGCUAUCGAAAGCAAAAGCUAUGGAAGCAAUCGCUGAUGGAAAGUUAAGUGAGGCCAUAGAUUACCUAACUGAGGCAAUCAUGUUGAAUCCAAACUCGGCAAUAUUAUAUGGAAAUCGAGCGAGUAUCUUUAUCAAAUUGAAGAAACCAAAUGCUGCGAUACGAGAUGCUGAUGCAGCUUUACAGAUCAACCCAGACUCGGCAAAAGGAUACAAAGCACGAGGGCUGGCAAAAGCAAUGUUGGGCUUGUGGGAAGAGGCUGCUCGUGACUUGCACGUGGCAUCAAAGUUGGAUUUUGACGAGGAGAUAGGACUAGCGCUCAAGAAGGUUGAACCCAAUGCAAAGAAAAUUGAAGAGCACAACCGGAAAUAUGAACGCCUACGUAAAGAGAAGGAAUUAAGACGAAUUGAGCUUGAGAGGAAGAGGCGUCAAGAUGCCGAAGCUGCUUCUGUUUUAAAAGAUGGAGAAAUCAUCCCGAUUCACUCUGGUAGUGAGUUGAAAGAGAAACUCAAUGCUGCUUCAAAGACAUCUCGGCUUUCAGUUCUCUACUUCACUGCAACAUGGUGUGGGCCCUGCCGUUAUGUCUCCCCUGUUUUCACGAGUUUGGCUGGUAAAUAUCCGAAAGUUGUUUUCUUGAAAGUGGACAUCGACGAGGCUAGAGAUGCAGCUGCUGAAUGGAACAUCAGUAGCGUCCCGGCCUUCUUCUUCGUCCGAAAUGGUAAGGAGGUGGAUCAGCUCGUCGGGGCGGACAAAAAAGCGCUUGAGCAGAAGAUUGCUCAGCAUGCUUGAUGAAUCUUGAUUUCUCGAUGUUUAGAAGAGAAAAUACAGAGUGAUUUUACUUCCCGUUUAACAAUCUUGACAUCCCCUUCAGGCUAAUUGAAUGUGUUGGCACUAUCUACAUUUGACCUAUAGAACUACAUUUUUGAACUAUCCAUUACAAAUACUUUUCCUUCAUUA
Messenger RNA from Salvia hispanica, 1362 nucleotides. NCBI's taxonomy places the organism in Eukaryota, Viridiplantae, Streptophyta, Magnoliopsida, Lamiales, Lamiaceae. The record is from RefSeq and is a predicted model, not a curated record.